Molecule: messenger RNA, 2657 nt
Organism: Arabidopsis thaliana (thale cress)
Lineage: Eukaryota; Viridiplantae; Streptophyta; Magnoliopsida; Brassicales; Brassicaceae
Product: Agenet domain-containing protein
Exons: 6
Coding region: 1727-2395 (222 amino acids)
Source: RefSeq, marked reviewed
CUUCAAAUUAGGGUUUUCUUACGACCCCUUCCCAUACAUUAAAGCCGCCGCCGCCCAAUCUGUUUCUCUGUGACGUUUCCAGAUCUGAAGCUUGAAGUGGAGUCCUAUCAGUUCUCAUCUUGGAAAAAAAAAUGACUCAAAUCAAUUUGCCCUUCCAAAUUGGGCAAAUUGUGGAGGUUAAAUCUUUUAUCAGAGGAUACCGUGGAGCUUGGUUUCGAUGCAAGGUAAUGCGGCUAUCAAUACUUAGUGUAACCUAACUCUUGGUUUUGAAGCAAGAUAAUUGGACUCAUUGAGACAACCUUUACCCAAAAUUUUUAUAUCAUAUAGGUCAUUCCUUGAUAGGAGUAAUGUAUGUACAAAUGAAUCUUGAAGACUAGUUGUAAGAACUACAUACCAAUCACUAAAACUACAUGUUAACCACUAUUUGAUGUAGUGUCUGUUGAUUCCACAAAGUUCUUAUGGAACUCUUUUGUUCUUUCUCCUUUGACAUUCCUUUUGAGUUGCCAUCCUCGCCGCAAUUCCAACAACCUUUGUUUUUCAAGGUCCUAACUUAAUUUACAUGCCCCUCCAUUGUUCAUCUUCCUCUUUUGACUUCCAAAAUAUGAUUUCUUCUUAGCAACCUUUUUCUUUUAGGUCUCCAUCUCAAUCAACCUUUCUAUUCUUACAGCUCGAGUGGACCCGAGUUCAAGACUCGGGCCCAUGUCUCUAUUUUUUCAUGUGGAGAUUAUAUCCCUGUCAAGUCCUCUUAAAUCUAAAGACCAAUCUUCUCACUCUUUUGGAGGUGUCUUACACACCACCAUACUAAGAGCUACUUGGUUAAUUCAAUGAUUUUUUUUGGAAUCUCAAAAUCUUAUAUCUUUUUACAUAGAACUCAAUGAACCUUUUUGGGUUGGAUAUCAGUUUGAUGCAACCACAUCAAUUCUUCAUUGUCUCUUUUGGCAUAUCUAUGAGGUUGAGCCAUAUAUAUCCCUUCAUCUAGUUCUCCAUGAGAAAAUGAUGUUUUAACAUCUAACUGCUAUGGUUCAAAUAUUUGGGCACUAAUUACUUAUGAAAACAUGUUUUAGCACAUGAAAAAAGAUUUCAUUGUGAUUCAUCUUUUUUUGCACACUCUUUCAUAACAAGCCUAGUUUUUAAUUCUUGAACAUCCUGAUUUUCUUUUGGCACAUCCAUAUAGAGAUUCCGUUUUCUUAUCAUUGACUCUUCCUCUUUGUCCUUGAAUGGAUUUCUGAUGGCAGCCUUGUAAUUAGAUUGGUAUAGCUGAUCUCUCCAUUUUUUUAUGUUAGCAAAGCAAUAUUUACAAAAUUACUUCAAAUCUCGUAGGAGCUUUAAGAUUUCUUCUCAUUAUCUCUAGCAAGUUGAGUAAUCUGCUAGUUCUAACUUAGAUCCUCAACUCCUCUUCCUUAAUAGCACUCGUAGCAUUGUCAUCAGAUUCACCAAUAUCUCCUCGUAACUCUGAUGAUGUUCACCUGUAGCUCAUUAUAGAAUUCAUCUUUAACGUUGUCAUCAUAUUGGAGAUACUUUUCUGUGAUUAGAUAUAACUAGUCGAACUAAUGUAAAAUUUCGACUGUCUUUUUUGUUUUUGAUGGUUUAUUAGAUAUUGGAUAUAAGCAAUGAAAAGGGUGAACUAAGAUACAAGUUUAAGUAUCUCGACUUUCCAGAUGAACGUUAGUUUUAUCCUCCAAGUAUAUAUCUAUUUCGGUUUUCUAACUAUUGUAAUGUUUUGCAAAUGAUAUAUGUUUCAGCUUUAGAUAAUGCACUGGUCUUUGAAACACCUAAAGGUGGGACAGAAAGUCAGCUAAUGCUUCGUCCAAAAUAUCCACCACUUUAUCUUGAAAGUGAAUAUCUUAAUCUCGAGAGUGACAACGUAGAACCUCUUGUCGUCGUUCAUGAUUCUUGGAAAGUUGGAGAUUUAGUUGAUUGGUUGAGAGAUGACAUUUAUUGGUCUGGAGAAAUUGUGGAAAUGAGAGGUAGGAGAGCAUGUCAGAUCGAAUUGCUUCCUAAACCAGAAGGGGAAGGAGAUAGUUAUCAAGGUUUGUGUAAGAAUUUGCGUCCACGGUUGGAUUGGUCAGUGGAAGAUGGUUGGAAAGUGCCUUGCACUGCGGAUGGGAAAAAAUGUGCUAAGAUCGUGACAUCUAAGAAAGAAGAUGGUGGAAUUGGAGAUGAAUGUGAAACUGCAAAAGAGCAAACGAAGAAAACCACAAAGCAAGUGGAAGGCAAUGAAGGUCUUAGGCUUAAUAUUAUGGAAUCGGAUGGAAUUGAAGCUGCUGUGUUGGACAUAGAAGAGCUUAUCGUUCGAAUUGAUUGGUUUAAAGGAAUAUUAAAGCCGGAUGUUGGAGAAGGUGCAAAAUGUUCUUGGAAGUAUGAAGAUUACCGCCCAUCUUCCUCUGGAAUGUGAAUUCAUAAUGGUAGUAGUAGAAAAAAACUGAAGUUGUUGAUGAAGAAAGUAGAGUAAAAUGGUAGAAUGGACGUACGUGAGUAGGAGGAAGCCAAAUAUAUUAGUAGGUUGACGUUGUUUAUAUCUUUUUGACAAACUCUAGAAUGCUUAAAACUACUAGUUUCAGAGUUUGUACAUAUGUUUUAGGAUUUUAUUGGAAACGAAUGACAUGUUUUGUGCUUUUAUCCAUGUCCAAUAGACAAUAGUAAAAGUUUCAGGUCCA